AUGUUAGAAGGCGAGGACAAUCGGCGACUGGUGUUCGACAAUGGGACCGGAAUUAUUAAGGCUGGAUUUGCCGGAGAUAAUGAUCCACUAGCUGUGUUUCCUAACGUUGUGGGUCAUCCUCCUCCUCACACGCAUUAUUGGAAAGACUUUUUUAUCGGUGACGAAGCUUUGACAAAUAGAGUUAAUUUAAAUUUAAAUUUAAAUUACCCAAUUGAGCAUGGUAUUGUGAGCAAUUGGGACGAUAUGGAGAAAGUAUGGCAUCAAACAUUCAAAGAGCUUCGUGUUUCCCCGGAAGAUCAUCCCAUUCUUCUUACUGAAGUACCUCUUAACCCUGAGGUUAAUCGUGAAAAGAUGACCCAAAUUAUGUUUGAGACAUUUAACACCCCUUCCAUGUACGUCGCCAAUCAGGCCGUACUUUCUCUCUAUGAAACUUGUUGUCUCACUGGUAUUGUGUUGGAUUCGGGUGAAGGUGAGACCCACGUAGUCCCUGUAUACAAAGGACAAGUCCUUCCACACGCAACCAUUCGUCUUGAUUUGGCUGGUCGAGACCUGACAGAUCACUUGAUGAAAAUCCUGACAGAAGGCGGUUAUCCAUUUACUAGGGAAAUUGCGAGGGAUGUGAAGGAGAAGUUGACUUACAUAGCUCUGGAUUAUGAAAAGGAGAUUGAGACUUCAAGAACUAGUUCUUCAUUAGUUGAGAAAUCAUACGAGCUUCCUGACGGGCAAGUGAUCACCAUUGGUGCUGAGAGGUUUCGAUGCCCUGAGGUACUUUUCCAGCCAUCAAUGAUUAGAAUGGAAGCUGCUGCCGGAAUACACGAGAUAAUUUACAACUCCAUCAUGAACUGUGACGUGAAUAUCAGGAAAGAUCUUUAUGGACACAUUGUGCUUAAUGGUGGUUCAACUAUGUUCUCUGGUAUUGUAGAGAGAAUGAAAAAAGAGAUCACCGCCCUUGCACCUAGUGGCACGAAGAUAAAUGUGGUUGCACAUCCCUGGAGGAAAUAUAGUGUCUGGAUGGGUGGAUCUAUCUUUGCAUCUCUAAGCACUUUCAAGCAGAGGUUGAUUGAAAGGGCAGAGUACGAUGAAUUUGGACCUUCGAUUGUUCACAAAAAGUGUUGCUCAGCUGAGGAAGUCCAUCACACUUAA
Molecule: messenger RNA, 1143 nt
Organism: Impatiens glandulifera
Lineage: Eukaryota; Viridiplantae; Streptophyta; Magnoliopsida; Ericales; Balsaminaceae
Product: actin-66-like
Exons: 4
Coding region: 1-1143 (380 amino acids)
Cellular component (GO): cytoplasm
Source: RefSeq, a predicted model, not a curated record